Lingula anatina is the source of this 2198-nucleotide messenger RNA. RefSeq lists its product as uncharacterized. Lineage: Eukaryota; Metazoa; Brachiopoda; Lingulata; Lingulida; Lingulidae. The record is from RefSeq and is a predicted model, not a curated record. Gene Ontology annotation, biological process: alternative respiration. Gene Ontology annotation, cellular component: mitochondrion. Gene Ontology annotation, molecular function: alternative oxidase activity.
AUAAGAUGGAUUUCCCCACUGACAAGCUAUUUUUAGUAUGUCUGGUUGCGGAAACGUGCUUACGUUUUCUCUGAAAAGCGGCAAGCGCGUUUAUAUGUUUCGUCAGCGGUGUUACACAAGGCAUUUAUUGAGAAGAAAUCGGGACGACUAGUUUGAAGAGUGACUAUACAACUAGAAAGACUCUGGUCAAUAUCAGAAUUUUAACCGAACAGUUGGGAGAAAAUUAUAAUUAGCCUACUAUUUUAAUUGCAAGAUAUAUUUAAUAGUGGGAAUUAAGCAAGCGGGAUGGCCGUAGCUGGAUUAAGACUUAUGUAUCACGGCCUCACUCAGCCGGGAGUAAUGUGUAAACUCACUCAUCAUGGUGCUGACGUCGGCGUUAGCGCAGUGAAGACGGCAGUGACGAGAACUUGGGCACUGCAAUUUCCCAAAAGAUUGAACUCCACCCAGGCAUACAACUCACAGGUGAAGGAAAACUACGCAAAAGAGGCUGAGAACAAAAUAAACAAAACAAACAAAAUAAACGAGGUCCCACAGUUGCAAAGCAUAGAUCACUUCAGAUCAAGUAAGGCACAAAAGCAAGGCAAAGACAAUGGAGCUUAUAUAUUACCACACCCUAUAUGGAGUGAGGAAGAGCUAAAUUCAGUGGAAAUAACACACAGGGUGCCAGAGAAUUUUACAGACAAGGCUGCAUUUUACAGUGUGAAAAUUCUACGAAACAGCUUUGACAUUUUCUCUGGCUUCAACUGGAGAAAGAGAUCAGAGAAACAGUGGCUGCGACGUAUUAUUUUCCUGGAAACUGUUGCUGGGGUACCAGGCAUGAUGGCUGCUAUGGUGAGGCAUCUGAAUUCCUUGAGAAGGAUGCAGCGAGAUCAUGGAUGGAUACACACACUAUUAGAAGAGGCAGAGAAUGAGAGAAUGCACCUUAUGACAGCUCUACAGAUAAGAAAACCAGGACUUGCUUUUAGAGGGUGUGUCCUUUUAGCUCAAGGGGUCUUUGUGAACGUGUUCUUUGUGUCCUACCUAAUCAGUCCAUAUUUCUGCCAUCGGUUUGUGGGAUAUCUGGAGGAAGAAGCUGUGAAAACUUACACAAAAUGUUUACAGGACAUAGACAGUGGUUCUCUACCUUGGAAAAAUUCACCUGCACCACCCAUCGCAAAAGAUUACUGGCAAUUACCGCCAGAUGCCAUGAUGCGUGAUGUCAUAUUAGCCAUCAGAGCAGAUGAAGCACAUCACCGUGUCGUGAACCACACUUUGGGCUCUUUGAAGGAGGACGAACCUAACCCAUAUGGACCUGGCAGAUAGGGGGCAAGGUUCAAAAGAAAGACUCCUAAAAAACCAGAAGAUCAAAAUAUGAAUUGAUCAAAUGUAAAAAACGAUCAGUGCAUCUGACCUGGCACACAAUACUUACAUGUUUUCCACUGAUGUGCAAAGCACGUGACAGAGGUUAGGUUAAGGCAGAAGAGGCCCUCUUUUCAUUUUAUAUAUCCCCAGAUUGAGUCGGUGUCCUGUGAUAGCUCAUGGGUGUGGUGCAGAUCUACCAAGUAGAACGUGGUUUGCCUUGUGUAUAUUUAUGACCGGGGGAUUUAGACUUAAAAGAACCACUUGGAAAACAGUUCAGAAUUGUUGCUCAUUUUAAAAUAUGCUGAAGCUAUGACGAAUGGCUUCUAAUAUUUUACCUCAUUUCGGCACAUUAUGGUGCCACAUCACUGCCUGUGGGGGAUGGGAAGUUAUUGGGAGAGGUGGGAUAGUUACUCUGCUUUGAUCACCUCUUGACUAACAACUUUUACCCAUGGUUCUUCAUGGCUUUUGUUCUGGUGCUCCCUCAAAAAAGAACUUGGACUAAGUAAAAGUGAUAAAUGUUCUUAAUUGUGUGAUACAAUUUGCAUUAUUUUGAUGUGUUACCAGGGCAGUAUCGGUGGUUAAGCAUAAUUGUACACAUUUAUCUUCUCAUUUUUUGCCUUGAGUUGCACUUUCUAGUGGUGACAUACAGGCACGUUUUUUAUAUGUAGCGCUUUACAAAUAUUGCUCAGAAUGUUUUAGAAUCUCGUGUCACAUUUUACAUGUACAAUUUUAUUUAUUGAGAAACUUAUCAGUUAUAAAUAUUGGUGUCGUAUACAGAAUAUAUGUUUGUGCAAUUGUAUUCAGAAUGUGACUUGGAUUCUAAUUUAUUAAACUUAAUGGUAUAAAGUCUAUCUCUC